Messenger RNA from Corylus avellana, 1041 nucleotides. Lineage: Eukaryota; Viridiplantae; Streptophyta; Magnoliopsida; Fagales; Betulaceae. The record is from RefSeq and is a predicted model, not a curated record.
AUGAGUCUGAUUAGCUGGAACUGCCGAGGGCUUGGGAAUCCUCGGACAGUUCGUGACUUUGACCAAAUGGUUAAGGAAAAGAAACCCCGAUUCUUGUUUAUAAUGGAAACUAUUAGCAACAAGAAUCGUAUGGAGCGCCUACGUGUGAAGUUUGGAUACGAAGGGCUGUUUGUGGUGGAGCCGGUAGGGAAAAGUGGCGGCUUGGCUCUCUUUUGGAAGGUGGCGGAGGAGUUAGAAAUUCAAAAUUAUUCCCGCCGACAUAUCAAUGCAAUCGUGAAGAUGUCGGACAAUGAAGUGCAUUGGAAGUUUACGGGGUUUUAUGGUCAUCCCGACCCCACAAAACGAAUGGAAUCUUGGUCUCUUCUGUCACAUUUAAAAAAUUUUGCCCCGGUCCCAUGGCUAUGUGUAGGGGACUUUAACAAGAUAAUUCAUCAAUCCGAAAUGGUUGGGGGGAACCGACGACGUGAAGGACAAAUGGAGGCAUUCCGGGCGACUCUUGAGGAUUGCAAUUUGGGAGAUCUUGGAUUCUCGGGCCCGAAAUUUACGUGGUCCAACAAACGCCAAGAUGAUUCUUUUACUCAGGAGCGGCUGGACCGUGUUGUUGGUAAUAGUGGUUGGUGUAAUUUGUACAAGUCGGUUGGGGUAGAUGUCUUGGCCGCACGUGCAUCGGAUCAUAAUCCCAUAUAUGUCUCGUUUUCAAAUAUUCAGCCAUGUGGUUUACAGGGCAGGAGAGGGUUCAAAUUUGAGGCUAGUUGGAUUCCUGAUGAGGAUUGUGGAGCACUUAUUCGGGAGGUGUGGGAUGGAGGUGACGAUGGGGGAGGUGCAAUGAUGAAAGUGAGACAUAAGUUGGCUUGGUGUAAAUCACGGCUUAUAGGGUGGAGCAGAAAUAAAUUCGGAAACAAUGAAAAUGUGGUGAAAGAGAAAACCGAAUUGCUGGCAAAAUUACAAAAUAUUGAGGGACCCACUCAACAUGAAGCUAUCAAAAGUCUUCAAACGGAGAUUGACUCCUUGCUGGAGUUUAAAGAUACCCGGUGGAAAUAG